This is a messenger RNA of Cydia fagiglandana, 640 nucleotides long. RefSeq lists its product as uncharacterized. Gene Ontology annotation, biological process: sleep; regulation of synaptic transmission, cholinergic; positive regulation of voltage-gated potassium channel activity. NCBI's taxonomy places the organism in Eukaryota, Metazoa, Arthropoda, Insecta, Lepidoptera, Tortricidae. Bases 201 to 635 code for a protein of 144 amino acids. The transcript is spliced from 3 exons. The record is from RefSeq and is a predicted model, not a curated record.
CGGAUUGUCAUCGGAUGAACUUAAAAGGCGGAUUUGAUGACUAACGCCGUAAUGGCAUGUUGGCGUUUCCUCGGCAACCCGCUUUUACCGCCUUUUAUCCACAACGAUAAAUAUAAUACAUCCUUUUAUCCACAUCGAUAAAUAAAAGUGUAUCGUGUCAAUUGUUGCGUUGUGAUAAGUUUUUCGUAGUUUACGCAAAAAUGUUGAAAUUUUUGGUUAGUGCGUUGUUGGCGUCGACGUGUGUACAAUAUGCCACAGCCAUCCGCUGCUACGACUGCACCAGCGUGAACAACACCAUGUGCCUGGACCCGAGCAGCUACGACCAGGAGACUCUCCGCCGGUUCCUGGUCUUCGCGGAGUGUGGGCAGGGCGUCAUAGUGCCGCAGAACUACUUUUGCAGGAAGAUUGUACAGACUAUCUACCACACAAACCGCGAGUCUGAGUUCCGCAUAACGCGCGGCUGCGGCUGGGUGCGCGCUCCGCAAAACCUCGACUGCUAUAAGGCCGACAACCACGAUCAUCUGGAGACGGUCUGUCAGUGCUUUGAAGAUGGGUGCAAUGGGGCAACGCCUAUGGUGCCAGGGUGGGCAAUGUUCGUUGCUAGCGUUGUUCUCAUGUUAAUUAAAUUGUGUUAAAUUUA